ACCACCUGUACGGGCCGGCUGAACGCUGAUGACGAGUCGUGCGUGAUUUCUGUCAAUUGUGUGAGUGACGUAUAUCGCACCUAUGUGAGUGAAAUGCAAAUGUGAAUCUCUAGUAGAGUUUCAACGGAGAGCAAGUCUAACAAAAGGAUUACAGUGUUUAUAGGAAAGCACGUGGGAACAGUGCUCAAUAGCCGAUAAAAUAAGAAGUACUUACAAUGUCGACGACAGCAACUCGACAUGUCAAGACGUCAAAUUCAGCAAAUAUUCUCAUGUGCAAACAAUGGUGGAAAGUGUGUUGGCUAUAUGGUGAUCAGGAGAAGUACUACAGGCAAUUAUAUGGAAGACGGAAAAUUAAUACCAUUAAUAAAGGAAUAUAUGAAGAUACAGAUAUAAAGAGACCUGGUGCACAGAUAACAGAACUUACUGAUGAUUUUUUUGAUGAUAAUAUCCCUACCCAAAUAGAUCCAGCGCCUGAUGAGAAAAAGGAAUGGUUUGGUGCUGAAUCUGAGCCUAUAUACAGCUUUGAUCGAAACUGGCAGAAUGACCAAAGAAGAAAACCAAUCAACCUCGAUAGUCUUAGUGAAAUACUUAAUAAUGAUAAUAGCAUUCAAAAUAUUCUCAAUCUGCCAUCAGAACCUAGCAACCAACUCAUAGAAAAUAAUGAAUACAUCCAUAGAAGCGGAGACACAUUUGGUAAAACUACCAAAACAGUGUGCAAAACCAAAAAGGGGGCAGUCGUUACCGAAGAAACUGAAAUAUCCAGUAAUGGGAAGUCGACAGCAAAUCUAAAGUUUCAGAGGUCCACAGUAAAGAGUGUUCCAAAUAAAAUCAAAGAAGUCCUAGAACCCUUACGAGAGGAUGCGGUAUUGGAUGAGUGCUCCAGAAAGAAGUGUAUUGGAGAUACUCUGACAACGACCACCACGACACUGGUGACUGUUACCCAACACAUGCUGACCUGUUGCAACGAGCCUGUCUGCCGUAACUGCGUGGUAUCGCCUACCGGUUCGUCACCUCCGCCGCUGCACGAGCAACAAACAUCACCACCGCCGCCCGCGCCGCAUUCCCCGCCGCCCUACCUACCGUCCCCCCAGCCUCCACUGCCGUCCCCCCAGCCCAGUCAGAGCUCAGUUCCGAGCUCAUCGAACUCACCCCAUCCCUACUCCUACUUGAACCUCAGGAGGAGCCAGGACAAUGGUGUGACCCCCCAGAGUUACCAAUCCCCGCAGUCGCCACAGUCAGCGAUGUCCCUCUCCCCUCACCCCGUGCAGGGCAAGUUCCGAGGGUUGCUGGAGCACGCCGAACGGCUCAUGAAGCCGGGAGACCCACACCGACACUCCCAGAGUGAUGAUGACUCUGGAUGCGCCCUAGAAGAGUACACUUGGGUGCCGCCGGGCCUCAGACCUGAACAGGUGCACCUGUACUUCUCAGCUCUGCCAGAAGACAAGGUCCCGUACGUGAACAGCGUGGGUGAGCGGUACCGACUUAAACAACUGCUGCAACAGCUGCCGCCACAGGACAACGAGGUGCGGUACUGCCACGCGCUGUCUGACGAGGAGCGCAAGGAGCUGCGGCUAUUUAGCGCACAGAGGAAAAGGGAAGCCCUGGGGCGAGGGCAGGCGAGGCAGCUGCACGCGCCGGCGUCCUGCGAACGGUGCGAGGAGGCGAUGUCUCCCGGUGACAUGAGCGUGUGUGCGGCCCGCGCUGGUCCUCACGCCCGCUGGCACCCCGCCUGCUUCGCCUGCAGCGCCUGCCAGGAGCCGCUGGUGGACCUGGUGUACUUCUGGAAGGACGCGCGCCUCUACUGCGGCCGCCACCACGCCGAGACCAUGAAGCCGCGAUGCUCCGCCUGUGACGAGAUAAUACUCGCUGACGAGUGCACGGAGGCGGAAGGGAGGGCGUGGCACAUGAAGCACUUCGCGUGCGCAGAGUGCUCCCGCCAGCUGGGGGGGCAGAGGUACAUCAUGAGGGAGGCGAGGCCGUACUGUCUGCCGUGCUUCGACACCUGCUUCGCCGAGUACUGCGACGCGUGCGGGGACCCCAUCGGCGUGGACCAGGGCCAGAUGUCGCACGAAGGCCAGCACUGGCACGCCACGGAGCGCUGCUUCGCCUGCCACACCUGCCGCGCCACCCUCCUGGGCCGCCCAUUCUUGCCACGGAAGGGUGCGAUAUUCUGUUCCAUAGCGUGCUCCAAAGGUGAGCCCCCGACACCAUCGGACUCUUCAGGGCCAGGUCCCAGGCCUGCCAGAGGACCUCGUCCCAGAAGAACACAAUCCCCGAAGUCUCCACCAAGAACACCACAGAGAGAAACCUCUCCUUCUGUAGAUCAAAAUUCAGAGCUAAGCGCGUCCCUGGUUCCCGAGUCUCCCCCACCGGACCCCCCACCACACCCGCCGCCAUCGCACGCCUGCCGUAGCCUGGACCGAGCGUUGACCGACCUCCGGCUGGAACAGUCGGUGACAGACCAUCAAAUACAAACGACGCCCAUAUCGGACGAACUUGACGAACCAUCCGAGGAGCAUUGGAAGCCUCCGCAUCCAGUUGACGCUCAGGCCGUCGUCACCCCUGCGCUUUCCACCUCGAUGCCAGAAUUAACAUUAGUAGACGGUAAGCCCAGGAAACCCAAGGGUGGUAGAACUGUUAGGUUUUGUGGGGACGAUAACGAAGCUUUUGAACCGGAUGAGCCUGCAAGAAAGCAGAAGGUAAGAGACGACGACGCGAGCAGCUACUGCAGCACCUGCUCGUCAUCGUCCUCGUCGUCGGAGUCGUACACCCUGCCGACGAGGAGGGCGUACGGCGGCGUCAGGAUCUCCUACGUCCCCAACGACGCCGUGGCGUGUGCCAAGCGGGACCGACAGAGAAGAAACCCGCCGCCCGACAAAAACUGCAUCAUAUCGUGAUCCCGGCUGCCGCGACCGGGCGCCUCCUGGUGACGACCUCCUCCGAUGUAAAGACUGACAUUAGAAAGUAGACCCGACGCCAUAGUAUUAUAAGUAACAUUCACCCUGUCUUCCUGUAACUGUCACUGUAUUUCUAUUUUAUCAUUUUCAUGCGAAUCAAAUUAUUCUAAAGAGAUUGUCGAACAAGCUGUACUGGUUUUGUUAUUUUUAAUAAUAAUUAGUGGGCGGUACCACUUUUAAAUUUAUUUUUGUGCGCUUUAUUUGUGUCUCCCAGAGUUGAGCAGCUGCACCGUCUGUGGUGCAUCAUCACCCCGCGACGGUAGCUCAUGAGGCUCGCUUCAGCCGCGCCUUGCAUAAUGACUCGUGUUACAAUCGUUGUUUCACUUUUAUCGGGUGCACCCGCACCUAUAAAGCUGUAGAUAGAACCGCGCAACCAAGAUAUACUAAGAAGAACAGAUUGAUUUAUCUUAUAAAGAAAUUAUCAAUAAGUACCUAUGUUGGUCAAGUCAUAAUUUACCAUAAUUGACACAUUUUCAUUUAGUUUUUGAAUACAUAAAUGAUACAUUCAAGACUACAAUCUUCAAUGUUUUAUGUUAGUUUCAUAAAGAAAUUAACUUUGCGGUUGCCCUUUUUAAAGUUUCAUUAUUAUUACAAGUACAAAUAGUGACUACGAACUGUUGUUUGAUUUCCCGAUAUUCAUUAGGUUCAAUUUCAAAACUUACCUUUUAUUUAUGUAAUUAAAUUGAACACCCGUCUGCCAACAGCCGCUACAAAUGAAAAUAUUACCACUCCUCUGUCCAACCAAAAACUCGGUUCGUACCGGCGUGGGCGACGCUCAGUCUAAAACCCCUUCAACAAGCGUGUAUCUACUAUAACAUUUUUGUAGCAACCUUUAUUAAGAUUUUAGAUCGACAGCGGUUGUCGAAAUCAAAGCUUUAAAAUCAUAUAACUCAAUGCUAAUUCGUAUUUCAUUCAUAUCAUGCGUUUAUAAAACAUUAAUUUGUAAACAUAUCUUUGCCACUUACUUGUAAGAAUAUAGCGUGUAAGACUUUGAUGAAAUAUAAAAUUGUAUAUGAAACAGUACAAAUGUAAUAUUUUGUAACAUUUUUAACGCAAGUGUGUUCAUAAACAGAUAUAUUAUGUAUGUAAAUAGUUAGUUGGUAAUGUCUUAGGAUAGUAAACUGUUGAGUAUUGUGUGUAUGUUUGUGUGUAAGCUAUUUAUUAUAUACGAGAAUCUUGGAUCACAAUUUGUGACACCAAGAACCGAUAAUACUCAUAAACUGAUUGAUGUGCUCGGACACUCGUGAACGAUGGACAAUAUUCAAUGUAUUCAUUAGUAAUUAAGUCUCUAGCCGUUCACGUUAACACAAUGAGAUAAGAUGGCCGACCCGCGACCGUUCUACACAUUGAGGUAAAUCCACUAGAUUCUUGUGGCUGUGGAGCAUUCAAAAUUAUUGUUAACUCAUACUUAAUUAUGAAAUAGUAGCUAGAGUAUUUAAGGCUGGGGAAUCGAGCGGAGCUAGGUUACCUCUCUCGCACAAAAUCCACAUCGUUUUAAUUCAGAAUUAGAAGCAUUUUUAAUUUAUAACAAACAUAAUACAAUUUUCUCACACAUAAAUAUAUCAUGUUAAAUAAUAUUGGUGUACAAAUAAUAAAUUUUCGUACAAUUUUUAUCUAGAUUCAAUGAUUCAUGGCUCCAACUGUAAAUGUUUGGGGUAUUUUGGUGAUAUUUUUUCGCACUGUCUAUAAAAAUAGAAAUGUAAAGAGAAAAAGGAUUUUUAUUCUCAUAUUCUGUAGAUAUAUAAUUAUUUUACCGUAAUUAUAAACCGUCAAGAAAUGGUUUCAAUUAUGCGCUAUUUUGGCGAUUUCUUGGGAUAGCCGCUUAAGGCCAUUCAAAAUACGAGAAGCUGAUCCACUAACAGGCAUUGCGCCUACAACAAAUGGAUGCAAUACAUUUUGUUUUGUCGAUACAAUAUUACUCUAACAUGUAAGAAAAACUUAUAGCUAUCCUAGCGAUCAAAAUAGAAAUAAAAUGAACCUAGAACAUCAUACCUCCUGAGGUGCCCCGUGCAAUGCCAGCUGAGUAGUCCGAGCGGGGUUGAGUACGAUACUCCAUAUGUGGUAAACUUUGACAAUACUACACAAUAAAAAUACAUCUAAGUAAUAAGAAAGACAAAUAAAAUUUAAUACAACAAUCUUGCCUGUUUCCGAGGUAAGUGAUCAUCUCCGCUUGUCACACCCACAUGAAACCCAAAGUCAGUAGUUCAGUUCGCGCCCGGCCGUCUGUGAUCGUGUUGUAUUAGCGAGAGCCUGUGGGAGCAUGGCUUUUGUCCAGCCUCGGCCAAAGUGCAGCCUAGUUAAGUUAUAGUUAAUAUUAUUGUACAAAACACUAUAGAAUUACUAAUGUUUGUAUGUUUCUAAGUUAUUUGUAUUGAAUAAAGGAGGUUUUAUA
Leptidea sinapis is the source of this 5349-nucleotide messenger RNA. It is a transcript of the gene esn, whose product is annotated as protein prickle-like. Bases 216 to 2897 code for a protein of 893 amino acids. The record is from RefSeq and is a predicted model, not a curated record. Lineage: Eukaryota; Metazoa; Arthropoda; Insecta; Lepidoptera; Pieridae. Gene Ontology annotation, molecular function: zinc ion binding. The transcript has 7 exons.